Mycena citricolor is the source of this 4083-nucleotide messenger RNA. NCBI's taxonomy places the organism in Eukaryota, Fungi, Basidiomycota, Agaricomycetes, Agaricales, Mycenaceae. The record is from the annotation of a GenBank genome assembly.
CGGCCAGCGGCCAUGACUUCGAAAGCCUGAUAUGGAUACUAUGUUUCCUUCUUGGGUGGGUCCAGCGCUGCUUCCGAGUCCCCAUCAACUUCUCCGGACCAUAGUCGCAACUCCUCAGGUCGCGCACUCUUCGUUCUCCAUGUUGUGCGCGGAAUUCGCACCAUUUCUUGGUGACCUCGGCAGAUCAUGUGUUGCGAUGAGGUAUUUUACGGUUAUUUCUGAGUCCCGAAACUAUAUGUCCACGCCUUUGUCGGAUUGCGGGCGCACGCUAUCCCAAUUGUAUUACUGGGUCGAACUUUACGUUUCGAAUGCAACAGCCACGUGAUAAUCCGGAUCACAUGCUCGUGUCUCGUGAUCUGACUCGUUACGUGUGACGUGUGACACUCUCCACUCACUCUGCGACAUAUCCUUGACGAUGGAUCCCGACCGCAAAUCCACCGUGUCCUCCUUUUAUGGCGCUCGCAAAAGCUCUUACGAUGCACUGAACUACGACCAAACCUCCCCCUCGCCUGCCGCCGAGAUGGGUGGCCGCCCCCGAGACGACGCCUCGUCAUUCUUCAAUCCGCGAGGCAGCAUGGACAUGCUGGUGGGAAGGCCGAACAACGCCGGCUACAACCGAGCCUCUUAUUUUCAUGCUGGGAGGGAGGAACCGCUGAAGGGUGGACGGGACGAGGAAGAGGACGCCGCCGAAGGCGCCUGGGAUGUGUAUGCGGACUUUAACAAUUCCGGUCCCAAAUACAGUUCCGCAUUCGGGAGCCAGGAUCCGGCAGGAUAUCAAUCGCUAGAUGCACCAACACCAAAGACCGAUGCAGGUUCUACUGCCGCCGGCGGGCCAGUGGAGAUGGUGACGGUACCGGCUAUGGGAGCCGAAUGGGGAAAAGAUGAAUUGCGGGAUAUGACAAAGGCGGGACGUCGUGCGAAGAAGGCAGAAAAGCGUCAGCAAUUCUGGAGAGAAAUCACUCGAGGCAACCGUGGUGGGCGGUGGAAACGAGUGACCGUAUUUGUGUGCUUUGGAUUCAUUGCAGUCCUUGCAAUCGCACUCGGGAUAUGUAUCCCCCGUGUGCCUUCGUUUUCACUCAGCAACAGCGCACCUCUGGGCAGCGCGACAGGAAAUUGGUCCACGACUGUGCCAACCCUCUUCUCGCGUGCUCCCGCCAACUUCUCUUUCCCUGCUGUUGCCGACUUGCAAGUUGACACGAACGCCAACUACUUACCGCUCCACUUCAACUCAUUGAGCGGAAGCAUCUAUGACCUGGAAACGGGCUUCCUCGUUGCCACAGGAACCAUGAAUGGAUUCUCAAUGAAGGCGAAGAGCUUCGUCCCCCUGCUGCUUCCACUGAACUUUACAUACGUCGCUGUCAACGACACCGACACCACUUGGGUGACUUGGUACAACGCAUGCAAGAGCAAAGGUCAAUAUCCCGGAGGCAGUCGCCCAGGUCUUCGCUUCUCGCUCGUCCUCAAGAUGAGCAUUUCGGGUCUCCUCCGAACACUGACAACAUCGACUCAAGUGACGAAUGCCAACUGUCCUAUUGAGCUGCCUGCGAACAGCGCAUAGACACUCUGCCCAGGAGCUGCAUUGCAACACACACUCUUUACUCAUAUCGCACGGACUUGUCAUUAUAUCUAUCUCAUCACGCAUAAUGCCAGUUUUCUAUUAGGAUCACGGUCGUUCUACAUGUGUGGCUUGCGCUCUUUCGGACUCGUGAUAUAUUUCCUGCCCUUGAGGACCUUUCUGUAUAUUUUAGCACGGGCGCGAAUGUGAUUGUGCGGUACGCAUGUGUCCACCUGUCAAACGCGUCACAAUCAGUUCUCCCUCCCUCUCUUUCUUCGUCCCUCUAAACCUCAUCAGUAUUCGAUAGGCUGUAUCCGAUCUGUAUCAGCAUAUCCACUCGCCCAUUUCUAUCAAGCCAUUCUUUCCAUAUAUAUCUCCCCCACAUGGACCAUACAGCUCCUUCAAGAGGCUUGCGGCGCCGCUCAGGUGGUUCCACAGCUUAUCAUCAAGUUCGAGAUCAAGACGAUGGCCAAGAAGACUUCAAUCUUGCUGCUGAGGAAGACCCGAAUGCCUUGGACGCGUGGAAAGCCACUAUCGUUCUCGUUCGUCGACAGACUGCUUCGCCAAUACUUCCGGUGCUGCCUAGAGUGGGGCUCGGCUCGGGUCUAUCAUCACCACCUCGGCGCUGUAUCUCGCCUCUAGCGUCUAGCUCCAGCCAAUCCAAGUCUUUUAUGUCUACCGAUGAUCUCCCGACUCCGGGCUAUCCGCGCGACGGAGCUGCGUUAGUCACCGCGUUUUCCGACGGUCGUCAAUGUCUGCCGAUUGCUGUGCGCGGUGACAGACCGUAUGGUUCCCCGCCUCAAUAUCGCGAUACAUCUGCAUCUUCGACUCUGGGCGAUUCUUGUUCUGACGCCGGCGCCACUGACUCGGGUAGGGGCAGUGGUGCAUCUCCCCGCGGGCCGAUGUCAGUGGUAUCGCGCGGGCUGGGCGUCUUCAGCCGCUCGUCUUCGCGUGCCGCGGAGGGUUUCAUCUCGAUUCCGGUGACCUGCGAAUCUGACUGGUGCGGACGCACUUCUCCCGGGGGCUCCGACAGCGGUGGGUAUGACAGCGACUGUGCUGGUGACCCGCGGAUGCAGACGCAAGUUAUGGACAAGUUCACGCACAAGUGGCCAGGCCACAGAGUCGGAGCCUCUGGAUUCAGCAAGAGCACGGAUGCAGAUGCGAGUAGCGCUUUGCUCGAAACGGGACAUGGUCCAAGCGCAAGUGCAGUGGAGCGGCACUGGACAUCAUUCAAGCACUGUCUGGUGGUGUCUGUCGUGUCUGUCUUUGUUUAUGGCAGUGCUGCGUUGGUAUGUGCCCUGAUGACUUGGUUCCGAACAUGGGAUUCCGCAGCCGUCAUGUAUGUAGCUGACAAUGACGUGCUGAUCCUCAUAACGCUUGCCGGAUCCAUCCUUGUUUUUACCGCGCUCGUCGGGCUGGCGGGUGUUCUGCUCAACUCUCGGCCGAUCCUGGCAAUGUAUGCUGUGCUGCUGUGGCCGGCAUUCAUGUCCCUAGUUUCGAUCGGGUACGUCGCCUAUAAGCGAGCAACCUUUUCGCUCGAUCGCAAGCUGGAUAUGUCUUGGAGCCAGUAUUACACGCCUCUCGGCCGGCUGCUGAUUCAAGACGCAUUGCACUGCUGCGGCUACUACAGUCCCUUGCAUGAUGCGACACCGAGCAAGCGGUGUUUCGCGCGGACGUCGCUGCCGGGAUGCAAGGGCAAACUCUUCCGCUUCGAGCGCGAAAACUUGGCUACCGUCUGGGCUGUGGUCUUCUCUCUCGUGCCGCUUCAUCUGCUCAAUAUCUUCAUUGCGUUGUUGUGCGCGAAUCAUGUCACUGAGAGAUUUGGGACGGGGAUGAUGCCCGUGAAGUAUCGUUUGUCGGGAGCGGACGUUCAAGCCGAGAUAGAGAGGCUCCAGAUCAAGUACAAGCUAGUCGAGAGAUCUUUCUUCGACGGAUUAUUGCCAAGAAUGCAGUGCACAGUUGGGACUUGGCUCAGCAUAGAGUGAAGAUUCCAACACAUAUCCUUCAACGAAAACAAAUAGGUCCUCGCGUGUCCCGAAUCACCAGUGUAGUCCUGCGCAGCGGAAUCCUUCAGGGCGACAUCCUCAACACCGUUGUUAACUUGAACCGUCCGGAUCUUCUCCGACAUCAGAGGUUGAAUGUCAACUUCGAGGUGCAGCGAAGGCAUCUCGGACAAGGCGGCUGUGCGCUGGGCCUCGAGAUCGCCGAAAGCAGCUGCAUCAUCGGGCUUGAAAGGAAGAACGAUCCAGGCAGCCAGGGAAGAAUAAUGUGGUCCAUCCUGUGAUAGUUGCCGCUGCCGCAGCUGCUCGCGCACUUUCGAGAACACGAGGAAGAAGAUGCCGAACAGAAUGUAGACAAUCACUGAUCCAGAUUAUCUCGCUGAUUUCGAGGACUGAAUUUGAGAUUGGGAAGUUCAUGAGAGAAUGAAGAUGUCAAGAUUGGGCUCGUUCGAGAGGCCGUGUCCGAAGUAUUGAUUACACCCUCUACUUAUACGCAGAAACACCGUCUUUCCAAAAUUACUGCACGGG